Messenger RNA from Talpa occidentalis (Iberian mole), 5085 nucleotides. RefSeq names its product zyg-11 related cell cycle regulator (gene ZER1). The coding region runs from base 1173 to 3473 and encodes 766 amino acids. Gene Ontology annotation, cellular component: Cul2-RING ubiquitin ligase complex. Lineage: Eukaryota; Metazoa; Chordata; Mammalia; Eulipotyphla; Talpidae. The transcript has 16 exons. The record is from RefSeq and is a predicted model, not a curated record. Gene Ontology annotation, molecular function: protein binding.
CGGGGAGGCCCCUCACAUUUUCGUUGAUGAACAAGUGGCAUGUUGAGGCAUCCAAGUCCUCUUUACAGUCUGUGGCUCUUGUGUGACCUAGUUCAGCGAGUCCUGCCCGCUCCGAAGUCACAAAGCAAUAGUCUGAGUUUUGUUCAAGAAGCUGAGUUGCGUUACCCACACACAGAGGGCUGUGUCCACCUCACAUUAAUUUUUGUCUUUGUGUGCACAGAAGCUUUUGACUCCCAUGCAGAGAGGCUUGCCACUUCCCUGUCAGAGUUUGCACCUUUUGAGUCCUGUUGAAAUCUCUCCCCACUGUCAGGUCAUGCAGAUGGCAGGUGCCUGCACUUUCUUUAAACUCCCACCCAGCUCACCUGCCCAGAGAAGCUAAUCCUGUGACUCUGAUCUGGCCCCAGAGCUCUGCCCACCACAGCCCCCCCAGGACACUUCCACACCCCAAGAGAACCCCCAGCCCCACCAGCAAUCUGCCUCCCGGCACUCGGCAGCCACCAGUGUGCUCUGGUCUCGAGGGAUCUGCUUGUUCUCUUGGGACAUUUGCAUCCUGGACUCACAGUCUGGGCCACUUGGACAAUUUUCUUUCCCUCUUAGCAUUGCGUUUGCAACGUCCCAUGUGGCCGCGUGGGUCAGGGCGUCUUUCCUUUAUGGCUGAGCGAUGCUCCCUUGGGUGUCUAGACCGUUUCGACUCACCCGUUCAUGGGUCGAUGGGUGUUUGUGUUGUUCCACCCCGGGGCUGUUUGGAAUAGUACUGAUGUGGACCCCGACAUGCGGCUUUUCACAUGGACCUAGAUUUUUAUUUCUCUUGGGGAGGCGCCUCAGUUCUUAACCACACACGGUAUAAGAUUUGGUGGUAACACGUCUGUGAAGCCCUGGGCCCUGGGGAGUGCUCACACAGGGGCAGCAGCUACAGGUUGUGCUGCACAGCAGGGGACACCCCACCAUAGCUGUUGCAAUUGUGAGGAGCGGAUUGUAAAGCUCUUGUUCUCCCCACCCCAGUCUUGGGUCGCCGCAUACACAUCUGCCCCCAUUGUGAAGGCACAGAAAUGCGUGGAUGUGACCUCCACACUCUUUUCAGGUUGUGGUGCUGCCAAUGACCCUGUGAGUGCCGGGUACGGACCGCUGCCCCCCGGGACCCUGUCCUGGAGUGGCCUUCCUACCUGCCCAGCAUGGCGUCCGACACUCCCGAGUCGCUGAUGUCGCUCUGCACCGACUUCUGUCUGCGCAACCUGGACGGCACCCUGGGCUACCUGCUGGACAAGGAGACCCGGCGGCUGCACCCAGACAUCUUCCUGCCCAGCGAGAUCUGUGACCGGCUGGUCAAUGAGUACGUGGAGCUGGUCAAUGCGGCCUGCAACUUUGAGCCUCACGAGAGCUUCUUCAGCCUCUUCUCAGACCCCCGCAGCACCCGCCUCACCCGCAUCCACCUCCGUGAGGACCUGGUGCAGGACCAGGACCUGGAAGCCAUCCGCAAGCAGGACCUGGUGGAGCUGUACCUGACCAACUGCGAGAAGCUGUCGGCCAAGAGCCUGCAGACGCUGCGGAGCUUCAGCCACACCCUGGUGUCCCUGAGCCUCUUCGGCUGCGCAAACAUUUUCUACGAGGAGGAGAACCCGGGGGGCUGUGAAGACGAGUGCCUCGUCAACCCCACCUGCCAGGUGCUGGUCAAGGACUUCACCUUUGAAGGCUUUAGCCGCCUGCGCUUCCUCAACUUGGGCCGCAUGAUCGACGGGGUCCCUGUGGAGUCCCUGCUACGGCCGCUCAGCUCGCUGGCUGCCUUGGACCUUUCAGGCAUUCAGACAAGUGACGCAGCCUUCCUGACCCAGUGGAAGGACAGUCUGGUGUCCCUUGUGCUCUACAACAUGGACCUGUCGGAUGACCACAUCCGCGUCAUCGUCCAGCUGCACAAGCUGCGACACCUGGACAUCUCCCGAGACCGCCUGUCUAGCUACUACAAGUUCAAGUUGACUCGCAAGGUGCUGAGCCUCUUUGUGCAGAAGCUGGGGAACCUGAUGUCUCUGGACAUCUCUGGACACACGAUUCUGGAGAACUGCAGCAUCUCCAAGAUGGACGAGGAAGCGGGGCAGACCAGCAUUGAACCGUCUAAGAGCAGCAUCAUGCCUUUCCGGGCUCUGAAGAGGCCCCUGCAGUUCCUUGGACUCUUUGAGACCUCCCUGUGCCGCCUCACUCACAUUCCGGCCUACAAAGUAAGUGGUGACAAAAACGAGGAGCAGGUGCUGAACGCCAUCGAGGCCUACACAGAGCAUCGGCCCGAGAUCACCUCAAGGGCCAUCAACCUGCUUUUUGACAUCGCACGCAUCGAGCGCUGCAACCAGCUCCUGCGGGCCCUGAAGCUGGUCAUCACGGCCCUCAAGUGCCACAAGUAUGACAAGAACAUUCAGGUGACAGGCAGCGCUGCCCUCUUCUACCUGACCAAUUCCGAGUACCGUUCUGAGCAGAGCGUCAAGCUGCGCCGGCAGGUCAUCCAGGUGGUGCUGAAUGGCAUGGAGUCCUACCAGGAGGUGACGGUCCAGCGGAACUGCUGCCUCACCCUCUGCAACUUCAGCAUCCCCGAGGAGCUGGAGUUUCAGUACCGCCGGGUCAACGAGCUCCUGCUCAGCAUCCUCAACCCCACGCGACAGGAUGAGUCAAUCCAGCGCAUCGCUGUGCACUUGUGCAAUGCCCUGGUCUGCCAGGUGGACAAUGAUCACAAGGAGGCCGUGGGCAAGAUGGGCUUUGUUGUGACCAUGCUGAAGCUGAUUCAAAAGAAGCUGCUGGACAAAAUAUGUGACCAGGUGAUGGAGUUCUCCUGGAGCGCCCUGUGGAACAUCACAGACGAGACGCCCGACAACUGCGAGAUGUUUCUCAACUUCAAUGGCAUGAAGCUAUUCCUGGACUGCCUGAAGGAAUUUCCAGAGAAACAGGAACUGCAUCGGAAUAUGCUGGGACUCUUGGGAAACGUGGCAGAGGUGAAGGAGCUCCGGCCCCAGCUAAUGACGUCACAAUUCAUCAGUGUCUUCAGCAACCUGCUGGAGAGCAAGGCGGACGGCAUCGAGGUUUCCUACAACGCCUGCGGUGUCCUCUCCCACAUCAUGUUUGACGGGCCUGAAGCUUGGGGCAUCUGUGAACCCCAGCGGGAGGAGGUGGAGGAGCGCAUGUGGGCCGCCAUCCAGAGCUGGGAUAUCAACUCACGGAGAAAUAUCAAUUACAGGUCGUUUGAGCCAAUCCUCCGCCUCCUUCCCCAGGGCAUCUCUCCUGUCAGCCAGCAUUGGGCCACCUGGGCUCUGUACAACCUUGUGUCUGUCUACUCUGACAAGUACUGCCCCCUGCUGAUCAAGGAGGGAGGGAUGCCCCUUCUGCGGGACGUGAUCACGAUGGCCACUGCACGGCCGGAGACCAAGGAAAUGGCCCGCAAGGUGAUCGAGCACUGCAGCAACUUUAAAGAGGAGAACAUGGACAUGUCCAGAUAGAGGCCCGCGCCAGGCUACCGCCACUCUAGACCUCGAGGCCAGGGAAGCGCUCGCAAGCAGCCCAGCUGGCAGACCCCAGCGGGGGCUCCCACAGGAUGAAGGGACACGGGGACUUUUGCACAAGCGAAGCUUUUCCUUAACGUUAGUGAGAUAUAUAUAUAUUAUAUAUAUAUAUAUACAUAUAUAUUAUUUUUUUUUUUUUGGUUAGGAAGUGUGAAGUUUUGUGUGUAUGAUUUCCGUACAAAAACAAAAGAAACACUCCCUGAGUCCUUGCAGCUUUCUUGGCCAUUCUCAAGCCCCAUCUCAGAGCCGUCAUCGCUGCCACACUCACUCCUUCCCCGCCAGGUGAAAUGCCUCUCACGUGAGUGUCCGGUCCUAGCCCAGCAGCCUCAGACCCUGGCCUCGCUUCCUUUAAGAGAGGUCGCAGGCUGUUAGUAACCCCCCAGCGCCCUAACCCACUUCCCCACCCCCGCCAAAGCCUGGGGACCCCAUCUGGGUUCCUGUGUGCGGCUGAUGGCAUUUGGGGAUUAAAACUAACCCCACUGGCUGUUCAGAAUGCCUUGGUGCUUCCGGCUGUGGGUCCUCUGGGGCAAGGAAAAGAGCCAAGCCUCCAUCUAGGCGGCCUCAGCCCCAGAGGACCCCCAAGGAGCAGGGUUCACUGCGCCCUGUGGCUCUCGGGCCAGGCCCGCCUGAGGCCAUGCUGCUAUGGAGGCUGCCGCCUAGUCUCCCCAGGUCCCAGGCUGUGGAAGGCCCAGCCCAGGGCUGGUCAGAACUUGGGCAGAUUCCACUGCCCUUUCUGCCAAACAUAUCCAUAAGCUGCCCCCAGCCCAGAAGCUAGCACUUCCGGGAUCAGGGCCUGCUCUCUUCCUCCCCAGCCCUUCAUCUUCCCGCAGCACCCACGGUGCCCAGGCACCCCACCAGCAGAACUGAGCCUGCCUCAUUCACCCUGCCUGCCCUGCUGCCCAGAGGACCCCCACACCUCUCCCAGGCAGGAGGUCCCUACUCCAGCCUUCCCCGGGGCAACAGGCAGAUACUUCCAGACCAGCAGCCCCACAGCCCCACAGCCCCUCCCGAGGCCCUCCUGCCCUGCCCCGCGGCUUUCCCUUGGAAACCUGUGCUGUGUUCAGAGAAGUGAGACGUAACUAUAUCUGGAACUCUCCUGUGGCCUCCCUUGAUGUAACUCUGAAUUGCUCCUCCCUCCUGGGGCAGGGGUGAGGAGGCCCCUCCGGAACAAGGCCUGGGGAGCAGAGCCGACUGCAGGCAACUCUGGGGGAUGACUUUUUCUUCCUCUUUCCCUGGGCCUGUUUUGGGGUUCUCCUAGCAUUUCUUCCCCCAGGCAAAACAGGUUGGGGGAACAGGCAGGGGAGAGGCGCUCGGCUUUUCUCCUACGGGUGUCUUCCCUACAAGCCCCAGGAGGGGCAGUCGCCCUGUGCUCCCCCCGCAUGGUGGUGGGCCGCCUUUGCCCCCCUUACCUGCUCACAAGGCUGAGCCAGACCCCAGGCAGAGCUCACAUCACAUCGCUUUACCGCCGGGGGCCGGGGGAAAUGUCUGUACUUGGCGAUGUCACAGAAAUACAUUUUUGUGCAAAGUGAACAAGAGUGUGGUGUCUUUU